Molecule: messenger RNA, 1428 nt
Organism: Knipowitschia caucasica
Lineage: Eukaryota; Metazoa; Chordata; Actinopteri; Gobiiformes; Gobiidae
Source: the annotation of a GenBank genome assembly
AUGAGUCGCUGCUGGACAGAAGAGGCUCGGAGAGAAGAGGCUCGGAGAGAAGAGGCUCGGACAGAAGAGGCUCGGAGAGAAGAGGCUCGGACAGAAGAGGCUCGGACAGAAGAGGCUCGGAGAGAAGAGGCUCGGAGAGAAGAGGCUCGGAGAGAAGAGGCUCGGACAGAAGAGGCUCGGAGAGAAGAGGCUCGGAGAGAAGAGGCUCGGACAGAAGAGGCUCGGACAGAAGAGGCUCGGACAGAAGAGGCUCGGACAGAAGAGGCUCGGACAGAAGAGGCUCGGACAGAAGAGGCUCGGAGAGAAGAGGCUCGGAGAGAAGAGGCUCGGACAGAAGAGGCUCGGACAGAAGAGGCUCGGACAGAAGAGGCUCGGAGAGAAGAGGCUCGGACAGAAGAGGCUCGGACAGAAGAGGCUCGGACAGAAGAGGCUCGGACAGAAGAGGCUCGGACAGAAGAGGCUCGGACAGAAGAGGCUCGGAGAGAAGAGGCUCGGUCGGACAGAAGAGGCUCGGUCGGACAGAAGAGGCUCGGAGAGAAGAGGCUCGGAGAGAAGAGGCUCGGAGAGAAGAGGCUCGGACAGAAUAGGCUCGGACAGAAGAGGCUCGGAGAGAAGAGGCUCGGUCGGACAGAAGAGGCUCGGUCGGACAGAAGAGGCUCGGAGAGAAGAGGCUCGGACAGAAGAGGCUCGGUCGGACAGAAGAGGCUCGGAGAGAAGAGGCUCGGAGAGAAGAGGCUCGGACAGAAGAGGCUCGGAGAGAAGAGGCUCGCAGAGAAGAGGCUCGGAGAGAAGAGGCUCGGAGAGAAGAGGCUCGGAGAGAAGAGGCUCGCAGAGAAGAGGCUCGGAGAGAAGAGGCUCAGAGAGAAGAGGCUCGGACAGAAGAGGCUCGGAGAGAAGAGGCUCGGACAGAAGAGGCUCGGAGAGAAGAGGCUCGCAGAGAAGAGGCUCGGACAGAAGAGGCUCGGAGAGAAGAGGCUCGGAGAGAAGAGGCUCGCAGAGAAGAGGCUCGGACAGAAGAGGCUCGGAGAGAAGAGGCUCGGAGAGAAGAGGCUCGGAGAGAAGAGGCUCGCAGAGAAGAGGCUCGGACAGAAGAGGCUCGGAGAGAAGAGGCUCGGAGAGAAGAGGCUCGCAGAGAAGAGGCUCGGAGAGAAGAGGCUCAGAGAGAAGAGGCUCGGACAGAAGAGGCUCGGAGAGAAGAGGCUCGGACAGAAGAGGCUCGGAGAGAAGAGGCUCGCAGAGAAGAGGCUCGGACAGAAGAGGCUCGGAGAGAAGAGGCUCGGAGAGAAGAGGCUCGCAGAGAAGAGGCUCGGACAGAAGAGGCUCGGAGAGAAGAGGCUCGGAGAGAAGAGGCUCGGAGAGAAGAGGCUCGCAGAGAAGAGGCUCGGACAGAAGAGGCUCGGAGAGAAGAGGCUCGGAGAGAACGGGUGA